Molecule: messenger RNA, 318 nt
Organism: Lobosporangium transversale
Lineage: Eukaryota; Fungi; Mortierellomycota; Mortierellomycetes; Mortierellales; Mortierellaceae
Exons: 1
Coding region: 1-318 (105 amino acids)
Source: RefSeq, a predicted model, not a curated record
AUGUCUUCUCACGAAAACCAUAAGACAACUCACAUUGCCGACUAUAAUGCAGCUAUCGUGGAUCCACCAGCUGCAUCCUCCACCAUCGCAGGCAUACAAGCACAUGCGCAGGCACAUCGGGCAGGACUACUUACAGCUUUCACCACUACGGAUGCUUCGGGUUAUCCAGACAAACAUGAUGGUCUCUCUGCUCAUAAUACGACCCAUAACAGUGUGAUUCUGAAUCAGCAUGAACAUCACAAACAUACUCAAGUACAGGACCCAGAACUCGCCGCUAUAACAAGUCCAAAGCAUGAGCAUGGAUAUGGACAUGAGUAA